UUCUGAUAUUCACAUUAAUUUCCAAAAAUAAGUUAAUCCCGCCUUAUCUAAAAAAUUAUCAGAUAACAAUGGCUGCUCCGGCCAUAGAGGGAGCAGCCGUAACGGCACUCCGGUCAGUGAUGGCCCGAGUCCGCCAAGCUGCAGAGCGAGCCCGGAGACAACCGGAAUCCAUAAGAGUCGUGGCUGUGUCCAAAACCAAACCAGCAUCACUUAUCCGCCAAGUCUACGACGCCGGCCACCGUUGCUUCGGCGAAAAUUACGUUCAAGAAAUCAUAGAUAAAGCUCCUCAGCUGCCGGAAGAUAUAGAGUGGCAAUUUAUCGGGCAUUUGCAAAGCAACAAAGUUAAAACUCUAUUAGCUGGAGUUCCAAAUCUAGCCAUGGUUCAGGGUGUGGAUAAUGUGAAGGUGGCAAAUAUUCUUGACCGAGUGGUUUCAGGCCUUGGAAGAAACCCUUUGAAGGUUUUGGUCCAAGUGAAUACCAGUGGAGAAGCAUCGAAGUCUGGUGUUGAUCCUUCAGGUUGUGUAACCAUUGCCGAACAUGUUAAACUGAGCUGCCCAAAUUUGGUAUUUUCUGGCCUUAUGACAAUAGGGAUGCCGGACUAUACAUCAACACCAGAGAACUUUAGGAUACUAUUUAACUGUAGACUUGAGGUUUGCAAGGCACUUGGGAUGGCAGAGGACCAGUGUGAGCUAUCGAUGGGCAUGUCUGGUGAUUUUGAGCAAGCGAUUGAAAUGGGCAGCACCAUUGUGAGAGUUGGUUCAACCAUAUUUGGACCAAGGGAGUACCCAAAGAAGCAACCCAGCUAGUGGCUUCAUGGUGGUGGUUGUACUAUAAAUUGAUUGCAAAUGUAUUAACUGAUUCAUUUGGAAUUGGUUAAUAUAACGAGCAACAUUACGGCA
Messenger RNA from Mercurialis annua (annual mercury), 899 nucleotides. RefSeq lists its product as uncharacterized. The transcript is spliced from 7 exons. Gene Ontology annotation, molecular function: pyridoxal phosphate binding. Lineage: Eukaryota; Viridiplantae; Streptophyta; Magnoliopsida; Malpighiales; Euphorbiaceae. The record is from RefSeq and is a predicted model, not a curated record. Bases 69 to 806 code for a protein of 245 amino acids. Gene Ontology annotation, cellular component: intracellular anatomical structure.